CCCUUUUCCCCUCCCGGCGCCACGGUUCCCCUCAACAUCUGGAUCCGGCCGGUGCGGGGCCCUUACCUCUGAAGUCAUUGAACCCGCCGACCCGGAACGGACCCGGACCCGGAAAUGGCCGUGCUUCCACUGCCCGACAUCGGGACAUGGCUGUUCCGUCGCGGCGACUCGGAUCGCAAACGGGUCGCCGCCGAGAACCCCGUCGCAAUUGUCAAACAGCUCGACGGCCACAUCAAGGCACGAAAACAAGCGAACCUGCCUCACUCACUGAAGGAUGCCGAUAAGGACGCCCUGGUGGGGGCGAUGCUGCUCAUGGGCAAGAGCCUCCAAGAUGCCCUCAACAUGUUCAUGGCCGAGGUCCUGCCGCACGAUGAGUACCCCAAGGGAUGGAACGAGGUCCUCUCGGGCACCCUCGGCGGCCUGCAUCGGGCCCUUGCCGACACACUCGUCACCCUGGAACGCCCUCAUGCUGCCGAGACCGGUCUCAGUAUGAAGCAGCACCAAGAGUCGUUGAAGACCAGGACACUCAGUUUGGAACUAGAUGAGGCGCCCGUUAAACCCGGACUCAACAGAUCGGAAUCGGCACCAGCUGGCACAACACAAGGUGAAAUCUCACCCGACUUUUCACCCCUUGGUCCUCCUCUUCCUCUUCGCCUCGCCCCCGUCCCCGAACGCUUCGAGCCCGCCUAUGAAUACCGCGACCUGGCCGCCGAGAACCCGGGCGUCAGCAUCGCCGUCAUCCAGGAACUGCGUGCCGAAAUGCGCGUCAACGCCGCCAUCCAGCUCGCCAUCGAAUCGCUCGAGUUCACCGAGGGCCAGCUGCAGCUGGUCAAGCAAGUGAACAAAGCCGCUGGCGGCGGCGGAGCUAACUUUGAGCCUGUCCAGCAGCACUUUUACGAAGGAUACGAUCGCAUCCUUCGUCGGGCUGUCGAACUAGAGCGCCGGGAUCUCAGCAGCGAGGUACCUGUCCCUGUGUCGCAGCCAGCCCGUGACAGUCGGCCUCAAACCAGCCACACGCAAAGCUCCGCCCAGCUAAGUCCCACGUCGUGGAAGCCGCGCGCGCCGAGGAGGAUAAGUCUCGUUACUAUUCCGCCGCCUCAUGAGGAGGAGGCUCCUUCUCGUGGUGGCCAGAGACGGGGUAGCUAUAACCAGAAGCGGCCCGGCACGGCACCGAAUGGUUCCGGGGGCAUGAUGCACAGGAAGCGAAGCAUCAUGUUCAACGAUGAUGACUUUUCUGAUCACACGACGCUGGGCAAUUCGCGGUCGUAUUCGAAUCUGAGGUCGUCGCAGGGGUCGUCACAUGGUUCGAGGGGUCCGAUGGAGGCCAUGACUAUGAGCCCGACCGGACAGGCGUUUGAUCAAAGGGCGAGGGCGAGUGCGAGGAGGAAUACGGUGCACGGGAUGGGGGGGGUGGGGAUUAGGGAGGAGGACGAACGACCACAACCCCAAGGUCUCUCACAAUCCCAACAACAACCCCCCAGCCUCCGCCGCCGCCUCUCUCUAGCCGAUGAACUCGCCAUGGCCGGCAACACCGACAGUGACUCCUCCAACUACGGCGACGAAGUCGACUACGACCAAGACAACGACUACCAGCAGGAGGACGGCGACAAAGGCGACGGAGGCGAAGAAGAAGACGAAGAGUUCGGCGAGUUCGGCGAAGUAGGCGAAGCAAGCGUCAUUCAAUCCGAGCUUGGCAGCGGAAGUGAUCGGGACCUAGCCAGUCCUCGGACCCCUGGAGCAGGUGCAGGUCCGGGUUAUUUACAUGGCGGUGGUGGUGGGUUUGCGGAUCACCACUCGCGUGCCUCGUCGAUCAAUUCGAUCCCCAUGAGCGAGGGGUUGGUGGGUCAAAUACCGCCGAGUGAAUACGGGAGUCAAUUCGACGAGGGGAGCACUUACGGGGGUAGGGGGUAUGGUGGGUAUGGAGCACACAGCAGGCAGAUAUCAAACGUUAGUAUCGACGAUAGGAUAUCGUACUUCCCUUCUACGUGGGGUAAUGUCUCCUCCGUAGAAGAAGGACAGGAAGAAGAAGAAGAAGAAGAAUUAAGAGGCCCAGGAGGUCGGCCUUUGUCCGGAUACUUCCCUGGAGCGGGGCGGUACGACGGGGAGUACGACGACGAUAGGGAGUAUGGCGAUGAGGACGAUGAAGCAGGGGAUGGGUACGCGGAUGAAGACGGAGGAACGGAAGAGGGAGAUGAUGAUGGAAGCGAAAGGUCGGUGGAUGAGAACGAGGAGUUGACGGAGAUUAUUGAGCAGUUGAGGCCGUAUAUGAGGUUGUCGGUAUCGGGUGCGGCGAGCAAUACGGGGAGGAUAUCUGCAUGAGCGGUGGCGUUUGCAUCUGCAUCUGCAUGAAGAGGAGGGGGAAAAGCAUGAGCAUGAGCGGUUGCAUUGGAACAACGUACAACCGGCAUUCUUGGAGGACUGGCCUAGCCUGGAUCAGGCAAAAU
Molecule: messenger RNA, 2444 nt
Organism: Neurospora tetraspora
Lineage: Eukaryota; Fungi; Ascomycota; Sordariomycetes; Sordariales; Sordariaceae
Exons: 2
Coding region: 115-2319 (734 amino acids)
Source: RefSeq, a predicted model, not a curated record